This is a messenger RNA of Leptopilina heterotoma, 980 nucleotides long. RefSeq names its product 5-hydroxyisourate hydrolase-like. Bases 509 to 862 code for a protein of 117 amino acids. Gene Ontology annotation, molecular function: hydroxyisourate hydrolase activity. Gene Ontology annotation, biological process: purine nucleobase metabolic process. The transcript is spliced from 3 exons. Lineage: Eukaryota; Metazoa; Arthropoda; Insecta; Hymenoptera; Figitidae. The record is from RefSeq and is a predicted model, not a curated record.
GAAAAAAUUUAAUGAAGGAAUUGAAAAAAUAAUUGGGAAAGAAAAUUUGAUAAUACUUAUGCGGAAAAAAAAUUUUAUUACCUUUUUUUCAGAAACUUUUUUAAACACUAGGUAGUGAAAAUGAUAUUUCAUUUUUCUGUCAAUUCUUUCUUUUUAGACAAUUUUAUUCAACUUUAUUAUUUUUUGAAAUAAUUUUGAAAUAAUUUGAAAUCUUUUUGAUCUUGAAUUUUGAAUUUGAAUUUUGAAAAAGAUUCCAAGAAAGUAAUUAAGUAUAGUUGACUUUUUAAGUUAUUUAGAGCAAAAAGUAAGAAUAUUUUUUCUAUUUUUUAUUCAUUGUAGAAAAUUGUUUUGAAAGAUUUUGUGAUAAAUAUUAUCAGUGAUAGUGACGUAAUAGUAACGUGACUACUCUACGUUCUUCAUACUUAGUUUUCACGCCAUUCUGUUUAGAGAAACGAGUAGAAUCAUUCGUAUUUCUAUCUGACACAAAGUGAAUUUUUUCCGUGUUAAAAUGAAUGUCCCUCAGAAGUCACCGAUCACUUGCCAUGUGCUUGACACAAGCGUAGGAAAACCAGCUGCAAAUGUGCCAGUGACUUUGUACAAAUCUGUCGGCGGGGAAUGGUCUUCAAUGAAUAGAAGAAUGACAAAUGAAGACGGUCGUUGCAAUAAUCUCGUGGAAGUGGAAAAUUUCACCGCUGGACGAUACAAAGUUCACUUUUUGACCUCACAAUAUUUUGAGUCAAUCAACACGAAAUCAAUGUAUCCUUUUGUUGAAAUCGUCUUCGAUUUUGACGAUUCCUCAGAUCACUAUCAUAUCCCAUUACUUCUCAGUCCCUUUGGCUACUCGACGUAUCGGGGAUCUUAAUUUUGUUUAACUUUUUAUUUUCUUUUAUUUAUAAUAAUUCCGGAAAAAUUCUUUUAUAUUUAUACUUUAUAGUUAAGUGUUAAAAAUUAAACGUUUGACGACUUAUGGAAUUUGGAAA